Penicillium griseofulvum is the source of this 1122-nucleotide messenger RNA. Its product is annotated as SUR7/PalI family protein. The record is from RefSeq and is a predicted model, not a curated record. NCBI's taxonomy places the organism in Eukaryota, Fungi, Ascomycota, Eurotiomycetes, Eurotiales, Aspergillaceae. Gene Ontology annotation, cellular component: cell cortex of cell tip; plasma membrane. The transcript is spliced from 2 exons. Gene Ontology annotation, biological process: fungal-type cell wall organization. The coding region runs from base 1 to 1122 and encodes 373 amino acids.
AUGCAUGGGACUGGGAGAAAGCUUCCCUUUUUCAAGUCCACAACUCCAGUUGACCGUCGGCGCAAGUCCACUGUACAUUGGCAUCGCUUGUUACGGUCGCUGUUGUAUUUGAUCGCUUGGAUCUUUUUAGUCCUGGUAGUCAUUGGAAAUAUCUCUAAUAAACCAGUCCUACGCAGUACAUACUUUCUCUACCUCGAUCUUUCCAAUAUUAUCCCAGUCUCCAUUCCCAAUGCCGUCCUUAUCAACUCCAUCGCUCAAACAAUCGGUCUGCAUGACUUCUACCAGGUCGGCCUAUGGAACUUCUGCGAAGGAUACAAUGGACAGGGCAUUACCCACUGCUCCAAGCCGGAGACUCUUUAUGCUUUCAACCCAGUUGAUAUCAUUUUAAAUGAGCUGUUGGCCGGUGCUACAGUCGCUCUCCCAGCCGAUAUUGAAAGCCCAUUAAAACUAGCGCGCGUCGCCUCCCACUGGAUGUUCGGACUCCUCCUCUCCGCAGCAGUUCUCAACUUCAUUAUGAUUUUUCUCAGCCCACUUGCCGUGUCCUCACGACACCCACGAAGCAUUAAAGCCUGGGCCGCGGGCUACAACGGCGUCCACCCGCCCGCAGGGAAUCCGCCCCACCGCCGCCGCACCUUCCUCUGGCUGCGUGCCCUGCCAAUGCUGAUUCUGACAUUUUUUGCCGCGCUGACGACAAUCGUCGGGUCAGCCGUCGCGACGGUCAUGUUCGUGAUCUUCGCCAAUGUCUUCUCAACUGCCGACCCGAGCCUCAACAUCCAGGCACACGUCGGCACCCAGAUGAUGGUGUUCAUGUGGAUUGCUUCGGCAUUCAGUCUGCUCGGAUUCAUCCUUCAGAUCGGCUCAUGCUGCGCGGUUUGCUGUCGUGGCCGUAAGGCUCGCAAGCAGCUCAAGUCUCAGGGUAUUAAGUGGCACGAGAAGAGCGAGGUUUCACCCCAUGCGACCGAGAACCGCGGUAUCUCGUCCUGCAGGGAUUCUGCUGUCCCUGUGGAGGAGCGUCGUCUCACCUCUAAUGGUCAGACACUAAAUGAACAUGAGAAGUUGAGCAAUGGACAUUCCUCGAACCAUCACUCGUCUUCGACUGAACCCCAUGCCAUCUCCAAUUGA